UGAACACCUACCUCUUCAUGAUGCAGGCUCAAGGCAUCCUGCUGCGGGACAACGUGAGGACCAUAGGCGCUCAGGUGUAUGAGCAGGUGGUUCGCAGCGCUUACGCCAAGAGGAACAGCAGCCUGAACGACUCAGAUUACCCUCUUGACUUGAACCACAGCGAGUCCUUCCUCCAGACCACAACAUUCCUUCCUGAAGACUUCACCUACUUCGCAAACCACCCCUGCCCGGAGAGGCUCCCUUCCAUGAAGGGCCCAAUAGACAUAAAUAUGAGUGAAAUCGGAAUGGAUGACAUUCACGAGCUGUUCUCCAGAGACCCCGCCAUCAAGCUUGGAGGUCACUGGAAGCCUUCUGAUUGUGAGCCUCGGUGGAAGGUGGCCAUCCUUAUCCCCUUCCGGAACCGGCACGAACACCUCCCGGUCCUGCUCAGACACCUGAUCCCCAUGCUUCAGCGCCAGCGCCUGCAGUUUGCAUUUUAUGUUGUUGAACAAGUUGGCACUCAACCCUUUAAUCGAGCCAUGCUUUUCAAUGUUGGUUUUCAAGAAGCAAUGAAGGACUUGGAUUGGGACUGUCUGAUUUUUCAUGACGUGGAUCACAUACCAGAAAGUGAUCGCAACUAUUAUGGGUGUGGACAGAUGCCCAGGCACUUUGCAGCUAAGUUGGAUAAGUAUAUGUAUCUGCUUCCCUAUGCUGAGUUCUUCGGGGGCGUGAGUGGCUUAACGGUGGAACAGUUUCGGAAGAUCAAUGGCUUUCCCAACGCUUUCUGGGGCUGGGGUGGAGAAGACGACGACCUCUGGAACAGGGUACAGAACGCAGGCUAUUCUGUGAGCCGACCCGAAGGUGACACAGGGAAAUACAAGUCCAUUCCUCACCACCACAGAGGAGAAGUCCAGUUUCUCGGAAGGUACGCCCUGCUGAGGAAGUCCAAGGAGCGGCAGGGGCUGGACGGCCUCAACAACCUGAACUACUUUGCAAACAUCACGUACGACGCCUUGUAUAAGAACAUCACUGUCAACUUGACACCCGAGCUGGCUCAGGUGACCGAGUACUGAGGGAGAGAGGCGUGUGGGCUUUGCCAUCGCCACCACAGACGUAGCCUGGUGACCCGUCGGGGUCUCCACAGGAAGGGCCGAGAAGCAGAGUCUAAGGAAGGAUCACAGGGUUCCAGGGAAGACCGACACAGCACCCGCACAGACGCCAUCGCUGCAGGGCCGCUGGGGCCGAGGGGUCGUCUCUGGACGCCCUCGUCAGCGCUGGCUUUUUGUUUCCAUGAGACAGACGUCUGUCCUGCUGCCCUCUCCCCGUCUCCCCACCCUAGCGUCCCAUCGGCACCACACUCUCCAGAACCCAUGACGGGACGCUGGGAGCCGCCCUGGGCCUGGCUGGGCCGCCACUGCGAACACCUUUGGAGCCCGGGCAGCCCGGCCUGGCAGCUGCGCGCCAGGAAGCGCUGGAACUCCGCACCUCCGCACCAUUCUUUGCAUCUCCGGUGUUCUCUGUUUUUUGUUUUUUUUUAAAUUACUUGCUUUGGGAGGGGAUUGAGGGUGGAAGG
Molecule: messenger RNA, 1552 nt
Organism: Fukomys damarensis (Damara mole-rat)
Lineage: Eukaryota; Metazoa; Chordata; Mammalia; Rodentia; Bathyergidae
Gene: B4galt5
Product: beta-1,4-galactosyltransferase 5
Exons: 8
Coding region: 18-1052 (344 amino acids)
Biological process (GO): carbohydrate metabolic process; glycoprotein biosynthetic process
Molecular function (GO): UDP-galactose:glucosylceramide beta-1,4-galactosyltransferase activity
Source: RefSeq, a predicted model, not a curated record